Messenger RNA from Aspergillus nomiae NRRL 13137, 756 nucleotides. RefSeq lists its product as uncharacterized. The record is from RefSeq and is a predicted model, not a curated record. Lineage: Eukaryota; Fungi; Ascomycota; Eurotiomycetes; Eurotiales; Aspergillaceae. The transcript is spliced from 2 exons. The coding region runs from base 1 to 756 and encodes 251 amino acids.
AUGAAGGCCUUCGCCCCAUUACUCUCCCUCGGCUUGGCUACCUCCGUGGCAGGUCAUGGCUACAUGUACAUCCCAUCUAGCCGAACCCGUCUCGGCAACGAGGCCGGUGUCGACUCUUGCCCUGAAUGUGCAAUCCUCGAACCUGUCUCCUCCUGGCCCGACCUCGACGCCGCACCAGUCGGCCGCAGCGGACCCUGUGGUUACAACGCCCGUGAUAGUAUCGACUACAACCAGCCAACCACUAACUGGGGCUCCGAUGCUGUGCAAACCUACAGUGCCGGCGAAGAGAUUGAAGUGCAAUGGUGUGUCGACCACAACGGCGACCAUGGCGGCAUGUUCACCUACCGGAUCUGUCAAGACCAGACUAUUGUCGACAAGUUCCUCGACCCGGAUUACCUCCCCACUGACGACGAGAAGCAGGCUGCUGAGGAUUGCUUUGACGCAGGUCUGCUGCCCUGCACGGAUGUCAAUGGCCAGGAGUGUGGAUACAGUGCGGACUGCUCCGAGGGCGAGGCCUGCUGGCGUAACGAUUGGUUUACGUGCAAUGGCUUCGAGGCUUCUGACCGGCCUAAGUGCCAGGGAGUUGACAAUGCGGAGUUGAACUCUUGCUACACCAGUAUUGCCGGUGGCUACACCGUGACCAAGAAGGUCAAGCUUCCGGAGUACACUUCCAACCACACCUUGAUUUCGUUCAAGUGGAACUCGUUCCAGACCGGCCAGAUUUACCUCUCUUGUGCCGAUAUUGCCAUCCAGUGA